Balaenoptera acutorostrata (minke whale) is the source of this 4136-nucleotide messenger RNA. It is a transcript of the gene NOXRED1, whose product is annotated as NADP dependent oxidoreductase domain containing 1. The transcript has 8 exons. Gene Ontology annotation, molecular function: pyrroline-5-carboxylate reductase activity. The coding region runs from base 2226 to 3326 and encodes 366 amino acids. Gene Ontology annotation, biological process: L-proline biosynthetic process. NCBI's taxonomy places the organism in Eukaryota, Metazoa, Chordata, Mammalia, Artiodactyla, Balaenopteridae. The record is from RefSeq and is a predicted model, not a curated record.
CAACAGCCUGUCAACACUUCAGGUUAUGGAGUAACAGUGCUUACGGCAAAGCAGGGCUGUGUGGUUAACAGAGGGAGCGCUGCCCUCUGGCUAAAGACCUGGCCUCUCGUCCCAGCUCUACCACCGACAAGCUGUGUGGUGCUGGGCGAGUCCCCUUCUCUCUGGACUCAUCUUAAUCUGUGAGGGGAGGGCACGAUUCUCUCAGAGCUUGUAGGAUUCUGUGCUCUCGUGGCUGUGUGGAGUGGGUGAAGUGGUAGGGGGAAGAGAAGAUGCUCGUACAGAGGCACACAGCAGGCUUUUAGGCAAUGUGGUUCUCAUCUGGGGGCAAUUUUGCCCCCCAGGAGACGUGUCAAUAUCUGGACACACUUUUUUUUUUAAGAAUUUAUUAUUUAUCUAUUUAUCUAUCUAUUUAUUUAUUUAUUGGCUGCGUUGGGUCUUCGUUGCUGUGCGCGGGCUUUCUCUAGUUGCGGCGAGCGGGGGUUACUCUUUGUUGCGGUGCACGGGCUUCUCAUUGCAGUGGCUUGUCUUUGUUGUGGAACACGGGCUCUAGGUGCGCGGGCUUCAGUAGUUGUGGCUUGUGGGCUCUAGAACGCAGGCUCAGUAGUUGUGGUGCACGGGCUUAGUUGCUCCGCGGCGUGUGGGAUCUUCCGGACCAGGGCUGGAACCCAUGUCCCCUGCAUUGGCAGGCGGAUUCUUAACCACUGCGCCACUAGGGAAGCCCUGGAGACACUUUUUGUUGCCACAACUGGAUGGAGCUCCUGGCAUCUAGUGGAUAGAGGCCAGGGAUGCUACUAAAGAUCCUACAAUGCACAGGCAGCUCCCUACAACAAAGAAUUAUCCGGCCCCAAAUGUCAGUAGUGCCAAUGCGGAGAGAAAGCCUGCUCUAAGGGGGUCAGAUUCCAUCUUUUGCUUCUCUCCUUUGCAAUGGCCUUUGCAAUUCCAGGUAACCUCAUAUUUGGUUCCUUUCUGGAUCAACCCUCUUGCUAUUGAAGAAACAGGAGUUUAAUUCGCUAAAUUGUGCUGAAGUUAUUGGCUGAUCUUCAAAUAAACAGUGGUGACCUAACUAGUGUAUGAGGGUUCAUUUAGAGAAGCAGAACCACUAGGAGUAUAUAGUCUGCCAGUCUGUCUACCUAUCUUAUCUAUAUGUGGGAUUCAUUACAGGGCUUUGACCUUGCUCAAGUAUGGCAGCUGGUACAGUCUCUGGAAGGUUGUCCUCAUGUCUGGUGGUAGAGCUAGAAAUCCGUGGGGAAGGGAAGAUGGAUAAAAAAUGAGGGGAGGGGGAGCAAGGAUGAGCUGGAGCCCAUGAGGAUGCACUGGAACCCCUGCCAGUUCUCACCGCCUCCAACCUGAGGAAGUGGAUGACCUGCAGGGGAAGCUCACUGGCGGCCUUUGUCACACAGCUGAACACACACCUGGCCCAGGAGUGUGAGAAGCUACAGGAGGAUCCCAGGGAAGGUAUAGCAGUUGCGGGCCCGACUGCUGCCCCAUAGCCACAGCGCCGCCCACAGACAGCGAAAGUGCCCGCCCAGCCUCGCAAGCACAAAUGGCUGCUGCACUUCCACCUCCAGAUCCUGCACGGAAACCUCUCCUGUGGUGGCACACCCUAACGGGAAACAGACGGGGAAGGGAAUGCUGGAAAAUGUAGUUCAGCCUAGCCAACUCGAUGUGUUACAAAGCCACAAGCAGCAGAUCCCCAUUUUUGAGAAUGCGUAAGUAAAGGAUGGGUCUAGAAUCCACGCUUAUACAAGUUAACGUGUGCUGCGUUGUCAUGCUGGGCUGGAAGGUUUUGAGCGUCUCUUUCCUUCGGAUCAGGAAACAUCACUUGCAACAUUGAGAUGGCCUACCCACUGUUACGGUCUAAGGAAGGGUUUCUUAGACUUGAAAACUUGUCUGCUCUUCACUUCAGGUGCUGGAGACUUUGCUUGUAAAGAGAUUGAGAGAGUGACCUAACAGCCCUCCUACAAAAGGGAUUAGAGAAGCCAGAUGCUAAAGGUCACGUUUUGUAUGAUUCCAUUCAUGUGAAAUAGCCAGAAAAGGUCUGGAAAACCUCUAAGUGGGGCUGGCCCCUUUAAGGCUCCAAGACUGAAGUAAUCCGGUAGCUAAGGAGUCAUAAUGACAGUCUUCUUGGGUGAUUCUCCCUGAAAAUGUAGUUCUUACCCUCCAGGACCAGAACCACUAAGGAGCAGAGCCAUCUUCUCCGUUUGGUUGGAGAUGCUGGUUUGGAGAUGGACAUGCUAGAGGACCUUGAGACACUGCAGUUUGAGUAUGGGAUUCAAGAGGAAGACCACAGCUGGCUGUAUUUGCUGGGCCGUUCUCAUGGGCUGACGACCAAGGCCUGUGCCCACGCAACCUUCUUCUGCAAGCUACUCCAUAAUUUGAGAGAAUCAUUCUCCAGAAAAUCAUUACAGGAGAAGCAAACUUCUAGAUGUCCCUUGACUGGACUGCGUGAAGACACUCCUGAUGACGAUGAGUUAAAGGUGGGCAUCAUUGGAGGCGGCCACCUUGGGAAGCAGCUGGCUCAUACACUGCUUCAGCUUGUCCCCAUCCCAGCUGACAGCCUGAGGAUCUCCACUCGGAGGCCAGAGGCCCUGGAUGAAUUCAAGAAACUGGGAAUCCAGUGCUUUUACCAUAACUCUUCUCUGGUGGAGUGGGCCAACGUGAUAUUCCUCUGCUGUCUGCCAUCUCAGCUGUCUAAUAUCUGUGUAGAAAUUCAAACCAGCCUUGGAAAAGCCUGCAUUGUGUACAGCUUUGUAGCUGCCGUCCCACUACCCAGGUUGAAACUCCUACUGAACCACACCAAUGUCUUGCGGCCUCAGUAUCAGUGUGUUGAAGAUCUUGCCAGCAUCUGGGGGACCAAUAAGGAAAUCACAGCUGCUCUCCAAGACCCUGUGGUUCUUCAGGCUACCUGUCCCUACAGUCCUGCUGGGGGAAUAAUCCUCAAUAUCAAGUGGUUGGAGGGAGUGUUCUAUGCAGCCAUAAAUGUCUGCACAGCAAAGGACAUGCCCCACUCACAAGUGCUGCAGCUUCUGAAUGAACUGUUCCUCUCCAAGCACUUUGAAGCCUGUGAGAAGGACAGAGUGUCUUUCCAAAAAUUUCAAGCACAAGAUUUUGUCAGCAAAGCCUAUGCCAAGAACCUGUCUCGGAAAAGGCCUUUCCCCUGGUUUGAUCUGACUGCUGUGCAACUCAAGGAAACUCCCUUUAGCCAGUAUCUCUCACACAGCACUACUUUUCAGGACAACCUUACCCAUCUAUACUGUGAUUCAUUUGGCAUCACCCUAACCAAAGAACAAGAGCCAGAGGUUUCCACGGGUUCUUCAUCCCAAUAAGAGAAGAGACCUCAGGAAUCAGGAAUUUUUUCUCCCUCUACAGUGGUAGUGCCCUGAUGAUCAUAAUUGACAGUGGAAGUCAUGUGACUGUAUGGUGCUUGCCAUAUGCUAGGCAGUAAGGAAUUAGAAAAUUGUACUGAUGGCCCUUUAAAAACUAGAAUAAAACAAGAGGUUCUUUACAUCAGUAUAUUUGGGUGUGUCUGGCUUUUGGAAGCAACUGAAUGAAACCACAUAACCUGACACACUUAAGUAAGCUGCUUCCCCAGCAGCUAAUUAUCAAUUCAGUUAAUUCAAAUUAUCUCUUGUCUAAAAGCUAAAUUCAAGAAGUUAUACUGUCAUUAUUAAAUGGUUACAUACUUCUUCUGUAGCAUUCUUUUCCUACAAUAUGUAGCUACAGUAUGUAGUUACAUUCUUUCCCUGUAGCAGUAUGUAGCUGACAAAUGAUACACCUUGAUUGUCCCACACUUUGAGUAGAAAAAUAAAAUGUGUGGUAAACAAUCUUAAUUGAAUUAUGACUCAUUUUAGGCUUAUUUCAGCUAAACAUGACUGUUCUGGUACUAUCUUAUUUAAAGCUGUUCCCCUUUAAACUAUUUUAAACCAUAAAACCAUUUUUAAAAAUAGCUGGCAUUACAACUACUGAAGACUGCAUGCCCUGGAGCCUGCGUGCCCUGGGCCCACACGCCGCAACUACUGAAGCCCGCGCACCCUAGAGCCCACGUGCCACAAAUCCUGAGCCCGUGUGCUGCAACUACUGAAGCCUGCAUGCCUAGAGCCCAUGCUCUGCAAGAAGAGAAGCCACCGCAAUGAGAA